Alternaria alternata is the source of this 1348-nucleotide messenger RNA. Its product is annotated as alpha/beta-hydrolase. NCBI's taxonomy places the organism in Eukaryota, Fungi, Ascomycota, Dothideomycetes, Pleosporales, Pleosporaceae. The record is from RefSeq and is a predicted model, not a curated record. The transcript has 8 exons. Gene Ontology annotation, molecular function: triacylglycerol lipase activity. Bases 1 to 972 code for a protein of 323 amino acids.
AUGAUACGAAUUUGUGCUCGAGUGACGACUCGCUCGUCUGCGAACAAAGCCACGCCAUUUCGAAACUCACCGAUAUACACGGCUCGCCAAUUUAGCAGCUCGCAAUGGCGCAAAGAAGACCCGCGCAUCUCAGACUUUGGUCGCGAGAUCGUAGAUGAGUUUGCCGUGAUGCGCGAGAAAUACGAUACGCCUAAACACACCAUAGUCCUUGCCCACGGUUUACUAGGCUUCGAUGAACUACGAAUCGCCGGGCAGUUUAUACCGGGCAUACAAUACUGGCGCGGCAUAACAGACGCACUGGCGCACAAGGGCAUUGAGGUCAUCGUGGCUGCAGUUCCGCCUAGUGGAAGCAUUGAGGCGCGGUCUGCAAAACUGGCUGAGAGUAUUGCGGUCAAGGCAAAAGGUAAACAGGUUAACAUUAUCGCAGGCCUCGAUUCGCGUUACAUGAUUAGCCAGCUCCGACCGACCGACUUUAAGAUACUUUCCUUGACCACUAUAGCCACUCCACAUAGGGGCUCUGCCUUUGCAGACUACAUGUUUCAGACGAUCGGUCCUCGUCGGAUCAAACGUGUCUACAGUGUUAUGGAGUACUUUGGCUUUGAGACUGGUGCCUUCUCGCAACUCACGCAAGAGUACAUGCAGAACAGCUUCAACCCCAAGACGCCAGAUAUACCAGAUGUCAGAUACUUCUCGUAUGGUGCGUCUCUCGAACCGACUCGAUGGUCCGUCUUCGCACCUUCGCAUGCCAUUAUCAAACAGAAAGAGGGUGUGAACGACGGACUAGUCAGUGUCCAGUCCAGUCGCUGGGGCGAUUACAAAGGCACUCUGAUUGGUGUAAGCCAUCUCGACCUGAUCAAUUGGACCAAUCGUCUUAAGUGGUUCUUUUGGGAGCUCACAGGUAGCAAGCGCAAUUUUAAUGCUAUUGCAUUUUAUCUUGAUAUCUGCGAUAUGCUAGCGAAGGAGGACCUGUAGUUCUGCCAGAUGCGACAAUAGCUAGCCAUCAGUUUUGAACCAUUCGAAGCCUAGCAAUUUCGACGGCAAAGCACUCGUGGCUUGAUUGUCUUACAUGUAAUUUUCGGAUUCAGCGUAUAUUCUGUGUGCAAGGCAUGCUUUGAAUAACCUCAUCUUGGGGAGGUUUGGGCCUGGUCACACCAUGCUCAUGUAAGACAGGGGCAUGUUUCAGCCCGGAAGUGCGGCUAUGGCCGUGGCUGUGUACAGCCAAGUGUCCGAAUUGGGGGUAUGACAUGCUGGGCAUGCAAACUCAUACUUAGAUGGAGACGCAAAAGAUGUGAAUUCAUGGAAAAGCCUCAAAUAUCGUAUCAAAUUGAGCCAGGAAGUGUUAUGGUGG